AUAACCUUUCACCCUCUUCAAAAGUGUCAUGAGGCUGGCGGGCUAGCUGCUACAUUUGUUUACACCGAAGACUAGAAUAAUUUGCUUAUCACACAUUGUGUUAACAAUUAAUUACGUCCGGACUUCUUUCUGUAGGGUAAGAUGUAAGAAAAGUAGCGAGCGUUAUUCAACAAAUCUCACUUAACGUUAGCUAGCUAACGUUAGCUUGCAGCUUAGAAUAAACAGCGUUUAGCCCGCGUUUUUAGCUAUUUUAGUGUUAGCAAUAUGUGCUAAUAUGUGCUAUUAACCUACUAUAUAAGUAGUUUAGAUAGCUAACUCAUCCAGUUUCACAAGUUAGUCGCCACACUUACUUUUAUAACCUCCAAUAGCCUUCUUUUGAUAAACAAGUGUUGUGUGUAACUAAUUUAAUUGGCUGGCUAACGUUAGCUCGCCAACGUUAACUAGCUACAGAGUCAUUGCAGAACGUGGAGAUGGGGUUGGACAGGCUAAAUUGAGCUUGCUAGUUGGCUACUCUGUUUGCAAUAUAAUCAACUCCGUUUAUGUCCGUACUGCUUUUCAUCUGUCGUAUAGUUUGUAAGUUAGGGGACAUGUCUGUCCGUAAAGUUGCACCUGCGGUGACAGUCUGGUUUGUUUGUGGUUGGAUUUUGACCACGGCUGACGUCACAGUGGUGCUGAAAUGUUAUUUUCAUCUUCUCAUGCGAAUCUCAUCAGUCCCACAGUGUCAAACAUGCCGUCCACCUUGGGACCCAGCAGUCCUGCUGCUGCCCUUGCGGAAGCGCUGGAGAGCUCCGGCCGGCUCAUAGACAGACACCUUCAGGAUGACCGCUGCUUCCCUGAUCUCUCAGAGCUUCUUAAUGUCCCCUCACACAACAUGCCAUCUUUGUCUGGGGGGUCGGACAUGGACUACCCUCUUCAGGGACCUGGGCUGAUCAGUGUGCCAAACCUCCCUGAACUCAGUGCAGUCCGAAGGGUUCCCCUACCCCCUGAGCUGGUGGAGCAAUUCAGCCAUAUGCAGUGCAAUUGUAUGAUGGGAGUUUUUCCUGAAAUCUGUCGAGCAUGGCUCACCAUUGACAACGAUAUCUUCAUGUGGAAUUAUGAGGAUGGGGGGGACGUUGCAUAUUUUGACGGGCUCAGUGAAACCAUCCUGUCCGUGGGGCUGGUCAAACCUAAAGCAGGGAUUUUCCAGCCACACAUCCACUUCCUGUUGGUCCUAGCCACUCCUGUGGAUGUAGUGAUCCUGGGGCUCAGCUUUCCUAAAGCUCAGGCAGGGUUGAAUGACAGCAUGUCUGGAGGGAUGCAGUUACUACCAGACCCGCUGUACUCCAUCCCCACAGACAACACCUACCUCCUGGCCAUCACUUCCACCGACCUGGGCCGCAUCUUCCUGGCAGGGAAAGAUGGCUGCCUGUAUGAGGUAGCCUACCAGGCCGAGGCAGGCUGGUUCAGCCAACGCUGUAAGAAGAUUAACCACUCCAAAAGCAGCCUGUCCUUCCUAGUCCCCUCUCUGCUCCAGUUCUCCUUCUCUGAGGACGACCCGGUAGUGCAGAUUGCCAUUGACAACUCCCGUAACAUACUCUUCACCCGCUCAGAGAAGGGGGUUCUACAGGUGUAUGAUCUGGGUGUGGAUGGGCAGGGUAUGAGCCGUGUGGCGGCCAUGUCACAGAGUUCCAUCGUGGCUGCAGCAGGAAACGUUGCCAGGACCAUAGAUCGCUCUGUGUUUAAACCCAUCAUACAGAUCUCUGUGAUAGACAGAUCGGAGUCGUCCGACUGCCACCUGCUGGCUGUCACUCAUGCAGGAGUGCGUCUCUACUUCAGCACUGCUCCCUUUGCCCCACCACAUGUCAAGCAGCCAGGGGCACGCCCUUGUCUGCUUGCUCUGGUCCAUGUCCGCCUGCCUCCAGGCUUCUCUGCCUCCUCCACCCUGCAGAAGCCUGCCAAGGUCCACAAGGCUCUGCACAGCAAAGGAGUUCUCCUGAUGGCAGCGUCUGAGACUGAGGACAGUGACAUCCUGUGGUGCAUCAACCAUGACUCCUUCCCCUUUAAGAAACCCCUGAUGGAGGCUCAGAUGAUGUCCAAUGUAGAUGGCCACUCCUGGGCACUUUGUGCCAUCAAGGAGGAGAAGGCACCUAAAAUCUCUACCCCCCUGAAUAAGGAUCAGGUUCCCCUCACUGACUCUCCUGUCGUGGUGCAGCAACACAAUGUCCCUCCGCAGAAAUUUGUCCUUCUCUCUGCCAAGGGAAGUCACAUCUUCCACAAGUUGCGGCCGGUGGACCAGCUGCGCCACCUACUGGUGAGCGGUACUGGUGGCGAGAGUGAAGAAGUCGAACGCUUCUUCAAACUGCACAGGGAGGAGCAGGCGUGUGCCACUGCUCUGAUAGUAGCCUGUUCCAGUGCUGCCUGCGACAGAGAGGUGUCUCAGUGGGCCACCAGAGCCUUCUUUAGGUAUGGAGGAGAGGCUCAGAUGAGGUUCCCCUCGGCUCAUUCUGCUCCUAGCAACGUCGGAGCGCUGUUCGGCUCUCCUGUACCAGGGUCCCCUAUGCCGGUUGGUAGCAGUCCAAUGCCUAACCCUAGUUUCUUAGCAACGCCUGUUCCAGGUAUGAUGCCCCAGAGUGUGUCUACGCCCUAUAUACCCGCCACGCCCAUGCCCUCCGCCCCCAUCACUGGCAUGUCUUCUGGGCCAGAGGUGGUCUUCUCAGGGAAACACAAUGGCAUCAGUGUCUACUUCGCACGCAUAAUGGGUAAUAUCUGGGACGGGAGUCUUGCUGUUGAGAAGACCAUCAGUAAAGGAAAUCAGGCUGUCAGUAUUUUGGAGAGCACAGCCAGCUCAUCUGAUCUGGAGUCAGUUCUUCUGGAGCUCCGUGGUCUGAAGGACUUCCUGGAUAAGAACUCCCAGUUCAGCCCCUCGUCUCUGGGGGCAGCCAGUUUCAGCUCUCCAGCCAAUCUGCAGCAGCGUCUGCUGGGCUUCAUGCGGCCUGAUGGAGGAGCCAGUUCUCAGCAGGUCCAGCAGGAACUCCAGAGGAAGUACCACACCGAGGCUCAGGCCUAUGAGAAGAUGUCCCUGCAGGGUAUCCAGCAGCUGGUGCAUCGCUCCUGUCAGACCCUGGCCCUGUGGAAGCUGCUGUGUGACCACCAGUUCAGCAUCAUCAUCUCUGAACUACCCAUGGAGUUCCAGGACCAGAUAAAGGGGGUGAGUUUUAAGGACGUGGUGAUCCGGGGUCGAGAGCUGACCGGAGCUCUGAUCACAGCCCUCAUCAACGUCUACAUCAAAGACUCCGCCUCUGUAGAUGCCAUCAGCACCCACCUUAGAGACAUCUGUCCUUUGCUGUACAGCAGCGACGACAGCGUCUGCUCAAAGGCUAAUGAGUUGCUGCAGGGCUCCAGACAGAUCCAGACUAAGAUCGAUAAGGAGAGAACACUGAGAGAGUCACUACAACUCUACCAGCUGAUCAGCCAACACACAGACCUGCCACUGGUCUGCUCCCAGUACAGACAGGUGCGUUUUUAUGAGGGGGUGCUUGAGCUGUGCCUGACUGCAGCAGAUAAGAAGGAUCCUCAGAGGCUGGGACCUCACUUCUAUAAGAACGGAGAACCAGAGGAGGACCAGGCUGGAGCACUGGCCUUCCAGGAGAGGUUGUCAUGCUAUAAGUGCAUCACAGACACCAUGCAGGAGCUGGUGAACCAGAGUAAAGCUGCUCCUCAGUCUCCCAGUGUCCCUAAGCAGCCAGGACCCCCUGUUAUGACCUCUGACCCCAACAUGCUGAGUAAUGAGGAUGCCACCGCCCACUUUGAGCAGGUCAUUGGUCUGGCCCAGAGGUCACAGGAUGAACUCUUCCACAUAGCCCUCUACAACUGGCUGAUACAGGCUGACCUCACCGACAAGCUUCUGGAGGUGAACUCUCCAUACCUGGAGGAACACCUGAUGCACAUGAUCAAGCAGGACCAGAGUAAGGUGCGGAACAUGGACCUGCUGUGGCGGUACUAUGAGAAGAGCCGUAGCUUUGGCAAGGCAGCUCACGUCCUGGCCAGGCUCGCGGACAUGCACAGUACUGAGAUCUCCCUGAAGCAGAGGCUGGAGUACAUUUCCAGGGCCAUCCUGUCAGCCAAGAGCUCCUCUUGCAUCUCUGCUCAAGGAGCCGAAGGGGAGUUCCUGCAUGAGCUGGAGGAGAAGAUGGAGGUGGUGCGUAUUCAGGUCCAGAUCCAGGAGACUCUGAGCAGACGUUACUCCCAGCAUCCCUCUGUACAGGGAGCCAUGUCACAACUGGAUUCCGAGCUUAUGGACAUCACCAAGCUGUAUGGGGAGUUUGCAGAUCACUUCCGGUUGUCUGAAUGCAAAUUGGCCAUCAUCCACUGUGCUGGUCACUCUGACCCCAUCCUGGUGCACUCUCUGUGGCAGGAGAUCAUGGAAAAAGAGCUGGGUGACAGUGUGGCCAUGAGUCCAGCUGACAGGAUGAGAGCUCUGAGUCUCAAACUGGUGUCUCUGGGGAAAAUCUACGCAGGAACACCCAGAUACUUUCCUCUAGAAUUCCUGGUGAAGUUUUUGGAGCAGGAGGUGUGUCAUCUGAAUUGGGACGUGGGCUUUGUCACCUUCACCAUGCAGGAGAUAGGAGUACAGCUCCCCCGUCUGCUGGAGGUCUACGACCAACUUUUCAAGACACGGGAUCCGUGUUGGCAGCGUCUGAAGAAACCUCUCCACCUGGUAGAGUGUAUACAUGUGCUGCUGUCAGGAUACGUAGAGGACCCCAGCAGAGUACCAACAUAUGACCGACGGCGGUUCACUAAUGUGUGUCUGGAUAACAUCUGUGGUUACCUGGUGGAGCUGCAGUCCCUGAGUCCUAACUCUACCCUGCGGCUCACCAUCGGCAACUUCAAGGCCCUGCAGGCCAAGCUGGAGAAAGUUCACUGAGGAGGUUCCCAGGGGUCACAGGAAGAUCAGCAAGUAAAGAGACAGAAUGAAACUGGUUUACAGUUCUGAAUAACAUGACUCUUCUGUAUAUCUCCUGUUCUGGCUGGUGUUUGAUAGUGGAGUGAUAUUGAGAAUACAGUUAGGUUUCUCAGACUGCAGUUGCGUCGCAAAGGACUACACCCCCGCAUUUCUCAUGAAGGGGUUAUUGACCAGCUCACUACACCCCUGUCUUCAGACUUUUUACAUCCUAUUUUUAACUUAUUUUCUAAGUACAGUAUGCAUUUGUUUUGUGAUAUAAGCCUAGAAGUGAAGACAACUUAUUGGUGGCUGUCUGAGGGAAUAGUAUUGGUUUCACAAAUUAAUGUUAGGCAAACAUGAACUGUUGUCAUACACAGAAUUAGGGGACAAUACUUUACAGGGAUGGGAUCGUCAUUUACAUAUGGAGUUACUGUACUUAUGUGGGUAAAAUAUAUAGAAUGUACGUAUGUAGAGGAGAAAUGCACUUACAUGAUUGCUGUGAUGGUUUUGUCAUUUGUUUAAACUUGAAUCCACAUGCUGGAUAUCACGCUGAUAUCAUUCAUGAGUGUCUUUCCUUCUACAUGCCUGCCAUGAUUCAGGCCUAAGUAUUUGUUCCAUGGACAUUAGCCUCUGAUGCGAGCUGAGGACGCUGUCUUAAUCACUCCACUCAUUUAAACCCAGUUUAAUCCCCCCCACAGUUUAGAUGUCAAGAAGACUGUUAAGCUGACAGUGUUUGGCUUUCUGUACCAAUCAACCUCCGUAAUACAGAGUAAAAUAUUGGUACUCCUAACAUUAUGCUAAGAAUGCAUUCUCUGCCAAAGGUUUAUAAUAACUUAACCUUACUUUUACAUGUUUUGUUAGUAUUUCUUAUUUUUCUGAAUGACUUAACACCUUAAUCAGUGUGUCUGCUUUUGGCUGACUAGUUAAAUGGCAUUUAAUUGACUGUAUGAGUGUUGUACUCAACUGAGAUUUCAGGGAUGAGACAGAAAUCCUCGAUCCAUGCCUUGUAUAAGGGUGCUGUUCAAGUAGUUUUACUCUGAGAACUCAGGCCUGCAAUGAGCAAUUUUAUAAAAUAAGCCAAUUUUACAUACAUAGAAUAAUUUAAAUUCGUCAUAGUUUUUUGGUUUAAGAUUGUAUUGGAAAAAAUGUAUAAUAAAAUUUGCAACCUGUUCAGUAAAUAAAAAAUAAACACUGAUUUGAA
Molecule: messenger RNA, 6122 nt
Organism: Salvelinus fontinalis (brook trout)
Lineage: Eukaryota; Metazoa; Chordata; Actinopteri; Salmoniformes; Salmonidae
Product: nuclear pore complex protein Nup155-like
Exons: 33
Coding region: 677-4903 (1408 amino acids)
Biological process (GO): protein import into nucleus; transcription-dependent tethering of RNA polymerase II gene DNA at nuclear periphery; RNA export from nucleus
Cellular component (GO): nuclear pore inner ring; nuclear pore
Molecular function (GO): structural constituent of nuclear pore
Source: RefSeq, a predicted model, not a curated record